Paramuricea clavata is the source of this 665-nucleotide messenger RNA. The record is from the annotation of a GenBank genome assembly. NCBI's taxonomy places the organism in Eukaryota, Metazoa, Cnidaria, Anthozoa, Malacalcyonacea, Plexauridae.
AUGUCAGCAUUCUCAUUUUCAUUUUUAAAUAAAAUACCCAGAGGAACCUACAUAGGCAAUAUGUGUAAAAUAUAUUGACAUAUAAUAAAAUGCAUUAUAAUACAGGCAAGCUAGCAUUUAAAAGCUCUACCCAUUGAGUGCCAGUGCUCUCCCAUUCAGACAAGUAAAAUCAUCUGGUGCUAGGAACUGGAACCCCCUAAAUUCAGGGGCCCCAGUUCUUUGUCGGCAUGCACGAUUGCUAAAGUUAAACCAAUAACAGUACAGGAAAAAUUCAAUUUCCCCCAACCCAAUGCCUUCCUAGCCUGCGCACAGGCAUUGCUCUGGGUACGAGAUUGAGUAAAAUACUAAUGUCAGGUGCAUUGGGUACAAUGCAUCCCAAUGGGUAAAUUAUGACCCUUGAGAAUAAUUAUCUGAGCAGUGGUAGCAGUAGUAGCAGCAGUGGUAGCAGUGGUAGCAGUGGUAGUUUUAGCAGUGGUAGCAGCAGUGGUAGCAGUAGUAGUAGUGGUAGCAGCAGUAGCAGCAGUGGUAGCAGUGGUAGCAGCAGUAGCAGCAGUAGCAGCAGUGGUAGCAGCAGUGGUAGUAGCAGUGGUAGUAGCAGUGGUAGCAGUAGUAGCAGUGGUAGCAGUUGUAGCAGUGGUAGCAGUGGUAGCAGUGGUAGAAAUUGA